UCUCUUCAAUCUACCAUCCGGAUGGCAUCGAAUCCAGUUUCGGACAGCUCUCAACCGACUUGGACGGCCGAGAAGAACAAGUUGUUCGAGAACGCCCUCGCGGUGUAUGACGAGCGCACCCCCGACCGAUGGCAAAGGAUCGCGAAUGCCGUUGGGGGGAAGACAUCUGUGAAGGAAGUGAAGGAGCACUAUGAGAUCCUCCAGCAUGACAUCAACCUCAUUGAGUCGGACAAAGUUCCUCUUCCACGGUACAAGCCAUCCGAGGACAAGCUUAGCAAUCAACACAUGAGCUCGAAGCAUUUCAACUUGUGACCCAGGAAAGAAGAAAUAGAUGCGGAGAGGGCGAGCUGCGUCGCACAGUAUCUUUCUCCUAGGAUGAUUCGCUAAUCGGAGCUGCACUUGUUUAGAUGAUUUUGUCCACUAGAUGUUCGGAUUCGAUCUACUUCUUUCGAUCACAAACCUCCUAAUUCCUCAGCAUUUGGGGCUAAGGAGCAUAGGAACGAAAAUUCUGUGAAACUGAUGAAGAUCACGAAUUUCUGCUAUAUUCAAUAAAAAAAGUAUCAAUUUUUUUAGCG
Molecule: messenger RNA, 575 nt
Organism: Rhodamnia argentea
Lineage: Eukaryota; Viridiplantae; Streptophyta; Magnoliopsida; Myrtales; Myrtaceae
Product: protein RADIALIS-like 4
Exons: 2
Coding region: 22-312 (96 amino acids)
Molecular function (GO): DNA-binding transcription factor activity
Source: RefSeq, a predicted model, not a curated record